Molecule: messenger RNA, 6916 nt
Organism: Myotis brandtii (Brandt's bat)
Lineage: Eukaryota; Metazoa; Chordata; Mammalia; Chiroptera; Vespertilionidae
Gene: ADAMTS20
Product: ADAM metallopeptidase with thrombospondin type 1 motif, 20
Exons: 38
Biological process (GO): proteolysis; extracellular matrix organization
Cellular component (GO): extracellular matrix
Molecular function (GO): zinc ion binding; metalloendopeptidase activity
Source: RefSeq, a predicted model, not a curated record
GCGCUCAAUGGCCAUUUCCCUGUGGUUGCAGAAGCGCUGGUGAGGACCCUGGCCUCGUACGAAGUGGUGACCCCCGCGCGGGUCAAUGAGUUCGGCGAAGUGUUCCCUCAGAGCCAUCACUUCAGUCGGAGGAAGCGCAGCUCAGAGGCGCCCGAGCCCCCGCCGUUCCGGACCCACUACCGAAUCAGCGCCUACGGGCAGCUGUUCCAGCUGAACCUGAGCGCGGACGCGGCCUUUCUGGCGGAGGGCUUCACCGAGGUGCACUUGGGGGCCCCCGCGCGCGGGGCGGAGGAGAGCCGGGCGGUGUCCCCAGGCUUGCGCCACUGCUUCUAUCGGGGCCAGGUCAAUGCUCGGGAGGAUCACAUAGCGGUCUUCAGCCUCUGUGGAGGCCUGAUGGGAACAUUUAAAGCACAUGAUGGUGAAUAUUUCUUAGAACCUAUAAUGAAGGCAGAUGGGAGUGAACAUGAAGAUGAUCAUAACAAGCCACAUCUUAUAUACAGACAGGAGUUAAAGAGGAACUAUUUUCUGCAUCCUCAUAAACCUUGUGAUGUUUCAGAAAGUCAAAUAAAGAAAACCACUUUACCUUUUCAUAACAACAGCAACAUGAAUGAAGAUCUUAACAUGGAAGUAGUUUUAGGACACCCUUCAAAAAAUGUGUCAGUGGAAAAUGAAAAAAGUCAAUUACAUUCCAGGAAAAAACGGUUUUUAUCAUAUCCAAGAUACGUGGAGGUUAUGGUGACAGCUGACGCUAAAAUGGUUCAUCAUCACGGGCCGAAUUUGCAGCACUAUGUACUGACUCUGAUAUCAAUUGUUGCAGCAAUCUACAAGGACUCAAGUAUUGGAAAUCUUAUAAACAUAGUUAUUGUAAAAUUAAUUGUAAUUCAUAAUGAACAGGAAGGACCAGUCAUCAGUUUUAAUGCAGCUACAACAUUACGUAACUUUUGUUUGUGGCAACAAACUCAGAAUGUUCUUGAUGAUGCUCACCCUUCCCACCACGAUACUGCUGUUCUUAUCACAAGGGAAGACAUUUGUGGAGCUAGAGAGAAAUGUGACACAUUAGGCUUGGCAGAAUUAGGCACCCUGUGUGACCCUUUACGGAGCUGUUCUAUUAGUGAAGAAAAUGGCCUCAGCGCCGCCUUUACCAUAGCCCACGAGCUGGGGCACGUAUUUAAUGUUCCACAUGAUGAUAGUUUUAAAUGUAAGGAAUCUGGAAUUAAACAUCAAUAUCAUGUGAUGGCUCCAACUCUAAAUUACCACACAAGUCCUUGGACCUGGUCAAAAUGCAGUCAGAAAUAUAUCACUGAAUUUCUAGACACUGGUCAUGGGGACUGCCUCCUUGACAAACCAAAUGGGAGAAUAUAUGAUCUGUCCUCACAACUUCCUGGAUUAAUGUAUGAUGUAAACAAGCAGUGUGAACUUAUGUUUGGUCCUGGAUCACAAGUGUGUCCCUAUUUGAAACAGUGCAGGCGUCUCUGGUGCACGAGUGCAGAAGGAGUCCACAAGGGCUGUCGUACUCAGCACAUGCCCCUGGCAGACGGAACCAACUGUGGUCCUGGGAUGCAUUGCCACCAUGGGCUGUGUGUAAACAAAGAAAUGGAAACACGUCCUGUAGAUGGUGAAUGGGGACCAUGGGGACCUUACAGUUCUUGUUCAAGAACAUGUGGAGGUGGAAUCAAAAGCACAACCAGGCUCUGUAAUCGCCCCGAGCCGAGAAACGGAGGCAAGUACUGUGUGGGCCGCAGGAUGAAAUUUCGAUCAUGUAAUACUGAUUCCUGUCCAAAAGGAAAGCAAGACUUUCGUGAGAAGCAGUGCUCUGAUUUUGAUGGUAAACAUUUCAACAUCAAUGGUCUUUCCCCUAACGUGAGAUGGCUUCCAAAGUACAGUGGGAUUGCCAUAAAAGAUCGCUGUAAACUCUACUGUCGGGUUGCUGGAACCACUAACUUCUACCAGUUGAAGGAUAGGGUUGCCGAUGGUACCCCUUGUGGAACUGAAACUAACGACAUCUGUGUUCAAGGCCUGUGUCGGCAAGCUGGUUGUGAUCAUGUGUUAAAUUCCAAGGCCAGGAGAGACAAAUGUGGUGUGUGUGGUGGCGAUAAUUCAUCAUGCAGGACAAUGUCAGGAGUCUUCAACAGUGCUCAUUAUGGUUAUAAUGUUGUCGUAAAGAUUCCCGCAGGAGCAACCAACAUUGAUAUUCUUCAGCACAGCUAUUCUGGAACACCAGCAGAUGACAAUUACCUUGCAUUAUCUGACACUCAAGGGAACUUUCUUUUGAAUGGAAAUUUUGUUGUAAGUAUGGCAAAGAAAGAAAUCCACGUACAAGGAGCCAUUUUUGAAUACAGUGGUUCAAACAGCUCAACUGAACGAAUCAACAGUACUGAUCGGCUAGAAGAAGAACUUGUUUUGCAGGUUUUGUGUGUGGGUAAUUUGUACAACCCUGAUGUACGUUAUUCCUUCAAUAUCCCUGUGGAAGAGAAGAGAGACCAGUUCACGUGGGACCCAUAUGGACCAUGGCAAGACUGUACCAGAAUGUGCCAAGGUCUUCAUAGAAGAAAAAUUACCUGCAUACGUAAGAGUGAUCUUAUGGUAGUGCCUGAUCAAAGAUGUGACCACCUACCACUUCCAUUGUUUGUGACUGAAAGAUGCAAUACAGACUGUGAACUAAGGUGGCACAUCGUCGGCAAAAGUGAAUGUUCAUCCCACUGUGGUCAAGGAUACAGGUCCUUGGACGUCCACUGCAUGAAGUAUUCCGUGCAUAAAGGACAGACUGUCCCAGUAGAUGACCACUACUGCAGUGACCAACUGAAACCUCCGACCCGAGAGCCCUGCCAUGGCGACUGCGUGUUAACAAGGUGGCAUUAUUCGGAAUGGUACCAGUGUUCCAGGAGUUGUGGAGGAGGGGAAAGGUCUCGAGAAUCUUAUUGUAUAAAUCACUUUGGCCACCGGCUUGCUGACAGAGAAUGCCAAGAGCUUCCCCACGUGAUGACUGAGAAUUGCAAUGAAUUUCCCUGUCCCAGUUGGGCUACCAGUGAGUGGAGUGAGUGUCCUGUUACAUGUGGAAAAGGAACAAAGCGGCGACAGGUGUGGUGUGAACUCAAUGAAGAUCAUUUGAGUGACGGCUUCUGUAAUCCAAGUACCAAACCCGAAUCCCUGAGACCAUGUGAGCUUCAUACAUGUGCUUCCUGGCAAGUCGGACCCUGGGGUUCUUGCACAGCCACCUGUGGGCAUGGGUAUCAGAUGCGUGCUGUGAAGUGUGUGGAUGCGCUGCUCAGUGCCGUGUUGGAUGACAGACUGUGCUAUGGAGCUAGUCGCCCCAGUGACAGGCAGGACUGCAUCAUGAUAUCUUGCCCAGUUAUUCUUAAAACUGGGACCACUUCGUUACCAGCUGUUCCCAUGGGAAAGACAGCACAGUGGCGAUAUGGUUCUUGGACUCCAUGCUCCGCAUCUUGUGGAAGAGGCAACCAAGCCCGCUAUGUAAGCUGCCGCGAUGCUCAUGACGGAAUAGCAGAUGAAUCAUAUUGCGCACAUAUACCUCGACCUGCUGAAAUCUCCAUCUGUUUUAGCCCUUGUGGGGAGUGGCAAACAGGGGAUUGGUCACCUUGUUCAGCUUCCUGUGGCCAUGGAAAAACAAAUCGGCAAGUUUUAUGCAUCAAGUACCAUCAGCCAAUUAAUGAGAAUCACUGUGACCCUGACGUUCGCCCUUCAGCAGAACAAGAAUGCAAUGUGGCAGCCUGCCAGCCCUCGUACAGCAACUUUCCGAGUUCCUCUGAGCAGCCAAACCAUUUUCCAGGCAGGAAUUUUCCAUUAACUCACAAACCAGAAGAUAAUGAAAAGUGGGGGGUCCAUCCAUCAAUCAGAGGAAACCAAUGGAGAACAGGACCAUGGGGAUCGUGCUCCAGCAGCUGUGCUGGCGGCGUUCAGCGUCGGGUUGUGGUCUGCCAGGAUGAAAACGGACAGAGUGCCCAUUACUGUGAUGUGGCUGCCAAACCCCCCGAGGCAAAGCAUUGUGACACAGGACCCUGUCCACAGUGGAACUACGGGAGCUGGGGAGAAUGUACACAAACAUGUGGAGGAGGAAUAAAAUCAAGAUUUGUAAUAUGUCAAUUUCCCAACGGCCAAAUGUCACAGGAGCAAAACUGUGAAAUCUUGAACAAGCCACCUAGCGUGGCACAAUGUCAUGUUCAUGCUUGCCCUGAUGAUGUCUCAUGGCAUCGGGGACCAUGGAAUUCGUGUUCAGCUUCUUGUGGUAAAGGUUUAAAGUACCGCGAGGUGCUUUGUGUUGACCAAGUUCAAGGGAAAUUAGAAGAAAAAUACUGCAGUCAUCUCCGGAAACCUCGAACUCACAAAGCUUGUAGAUCUGGCAGGUGCCCUUCAUGGAAAGCCAAAAGAUGGAAGGAGUGCUCUGUGACCUGUGGCCCUGGAGUUGAGCAAAGGGAUGUGUACUGCAGACUGAGAGGCGUUGGUCCGGUGGCGGAAGAGAUGUGUGACUGGUCCACUCGGCCUCAUUCGCAGAGGCAGUGCUGGCGCCAGGACUGCAUACAGUCCCAGUGGGUGGCAGGAGAGUGGUCGGAUUGUUUAACAUCAUGUAAAAUGAAGGAGACACAUCGGCAAGUGCAGUGCAUUGACGCACAAAACAUUCAAGUGAAUGAAAGUUUCUGUGACCCUUCAACCAGACCUCUUUCCAUCAAAAAGUGCAAGAACCUUCCCUGCAAGUACAUUGUAGUAACAGGAGACUCAUCUCAGUGUGCUGGUAAUUGUGGAUUUAGUUACCGACAAAGGAUUACAUAUUGCAUUGAGAUUCGGUCUACUGAUAGAUAUAAGCUCCAUCAGCUUUGGCCUAUAGACUAUCGAGAAUGCCCUGUGCUGCCUUCACCACAGACUUACAAAUGCAAUCUAAGGAGCUGUUUGCACAUGGCCACUUGGAAAGUUGGAAAAUGGAGCAAGUGCUCAGUGACUUGUGGAGUGGGGGUAAUGGAGAGAAGAGUGGAAUGCAUGGCUGAAAACGGUUGGUUCAGUGACUUAUGUUUAAAGCGUUUAAAGCCAGAUGCUCAAAAGAAAUGUUAUGUCAAUGACUGCAAAACAUUUACCAGCUGCAAAGAAAUCCAAGGGGAAAACAACAUUACCAAGGAUGGUGACUAUUACCUUAACAUUGAGGGAAGAAUAAUAAAGGUUUAUUGUGCAGAUAUGCACUUGGAGGACCCCAAGGAAUAUAUAUCAUUGGUCAAAGGUGAAGAAGACAACUUUUCUGAAGUGUAUGGUUUUAGACUACAAAAUCCAUACGAAUGUCCUUUUAAUGGAAGUAGGAGGCUAGACUGUGAAUGUACAAAUGACUACCUGGCUGCUGGACACACAGUUUUCAGCAAAAUAAGAAUUGAUCUCACUUCUAUGCAAAUUAAAACUACAGACCUUCUAUUUGCUCAGACAGUAUUUGGAAAAGCAGUUCCUUUUGCCACGGCUGGAGAUUGCUACAGUGCUGCCAGAUGCCCACAGGGGCGGUUCAGCAUUAACUUGGCAGGAACUGGGAUGAAGAUAUCCAGCACUGCCAAGUGGCUGGCUCAGGGCAGUUACGCCUCUGUCGUCAUCCACAGAUCACAAGAUGGAACCAAAGUCUACGGCAGAUGUGGAGGGUUUUGUGGAAAGUGUGUUCCUCACCUGAUGACUGGCCUCCCAAUUCAAGUGAUCUGAGCAUUCAGAAGUGAGAAGUGUGUCCCAAAGAGGAGAUAGUCUUUGAACCUGCAAAUAACCGGUGCUCAUGUCUUUCAUCUUCCCUUCCUGAGAUUUCCGUGUCCAAAAGGUCUGUGACUUUGUUUAGGGUGCUCACCAGGGAGUCAAAUCCCCACUUAAUUUUUUCAAGGCCUUCAACUUAAUAGGUAUAUAACUCUAAUCAGGAUAUUUUUUUAAAAAGUACUUAUUUAUGGUGGAAUAUACAAGGAUGUCUGGAUGAAUUAUACCAAGAUAAUAUUGCAGUUAACAGCUUGGACUCAACCACAGUUAAACCUAUAAACAUACAUGUAAACCUCUACUCAGUAUUCUACUGUACAAUGAAAUGUUUGCUCUACUUGUUAAGUGGAAAAUGAACUUAUUUAAAACUACCAUAAACAUUAUUUCAUGUCAGGUGAAUAGUAGUAAAUCAAUAGUUACUUUGAAAAAGUACAUAGCCAUUAUACUUACUGAUACAGCAUAGAUACCUUGUUUUAUAUUCCUUUAAUUGUGAAUGAUGGUGCUUCAAAUUUUAAAAAUCCUAAAAAUGUGUGCUUGGGUUAAAUACUAAAUAACUUUUGUGGGUAUAAUACAAAAGAAGGUAUAAUAUAGUAGAAUUUUAAAACACCUACCUCUAAUUUAAUGUGUACGCUCUCUAUGUCUUUAUAACUCUCACGUGUAUAUAUCUACUCUUAAAAAUCUAUUUUCUCAAAGUUUAUACUGUAUUUUAUUAAUCAAAUACAGAAGUGAGAAUUAUUGAAAUUUUGAAGAUUCAAUAAACAAAAUUAUUUUUACAUGUGCAAAAUUUUUAUUAGAGAUGUUCAUGUUAAGAGAUGUUCAUGUUAUUUUAUACCUAAGAUUUCUCAAAGCCAGAACAUAAAAGAUAGUAAAAAUUAACUAUCCUUGGACAAAUUCUCAGGUAUUAAAUUUUUUUCAGGUGGAUAAUUGUGUAUUAUAUAAUAAUGUGGUUUUAAACUAAUCAUAGACAAAUAAUAUUUUUAUAUGGAAACCUACUCUGUAAAACAAAACUGAAUCUACUAACAGAAUUUUAUCAGUUAAUAAUAGAUUAAUUUUACCCACAAAGUUUUCCCCCCAAACAUUUAUUAGAGGUAUAUUGUACCAUAUAAGGUACUAAAGCAAUUUUGUGCCAAUGUGGCUAAACAUUUAGGGAUCUCUGUAUCAGAAAUAAAGUAUUUUGCACUAUGUGCCUUAAAUCAGU